This is a messenger RNA of Coffea arabica (coffee), 714 nucleotides long. Lineage: Eukaryota; Viridiplantae; Streptophyta; Magnoliopsida; Gentianales; Rubiaceae. The record is from RefSeq and is a predicted model, not a curated record.
AUGUUGAUUGCUGCCAAUGGGAAGGAGUUAUUUGUAGCAAAAAAAAGUGGCCAUGUGGUUCAACUUCACCUUCAAAAUUCUGCCCCUAUAGUUGAUGAUCUCAUUGAUGCUGAGUUUUUCUCUGAGUUUGAGCACGGUAAUGAUGGGGGUGAUCCUAAAUCAGCAUUUAGUGGUCUUUAUAAUCUAAAGCACCUAGACAUGACUAAUGUGGACCUUAGUGCAGCAUCUAAUUGGCUAGAGGUGCCUAAUAUGAUCCCUUCUUUGGUUAAAUGGAUUUUUGGUCUUACUACACUUGUUUCUCUUGAUUUACGUGGGAAUUCGUUUGAAUUUCCAUGGAUCAGAGGUCAUUGGAACUUGACUUCUCUCCAUCACUUGGAUCUUUCUGAGAACGGUUUGAAUGGCUCAUUACCAGAUGAGAUUACUCGUCUUAAUAAUCUCAUUUCUUUCAACCUUGGCAACAACCAAUUCGAAAGCUGCUUGGAUGGAAUUUGGAAUUGGAGUUCCCUUACAUCUUUGGAUCUAUCCGAUAACGACCUCUCUAUCUUUCUCCCAAGCCUAUUAUCCACUUUAACUUCCCUUGUUUCACUUGUUCUUAGCGACAAUGACUUUCAAGGUUAUAUCCCAGGUUCAAUUGCCAACAUUUCCAGCCUUCGGUAUCUUGAUCUAUCUUUAACAAUCUUAGCUCCUCUUUGCCAAGUGAACUAUUCGCAUUGA